AUGACCAGCAACUUCUCCCAGCCAAUUUUGCAGCUUUGCUAUGAGAAUGUGAAUGGAUCAUGUAUUAAAACUCCUUACUCCCCUGGGCCCCGGGUGGUCCUGUACAUGGUGUUUGGCUUUGGGGCUGUGCUGGCUGUGUGUGGGAACCUCCUGGUGAUGAUCUCCAUCCUGCAUUUCAAGCAGUUGCAUUCUCCCGCCAAUUUUCUCAUCGCCUCUCUGGCUUGUGCUGACUUCUGUGUGGGAGUGACAGUGAUGCCCUUCAGUAUGGUCAGGUCUGUGGAGAGCUGCUGGUACUUUGGAGCUAUAUUUUGCACCAUUCACAGUUGCUGUGAUGCAGCAUUUUGCUACUCUUCUCUCUUCCACCUGUGCUUCAUCUCCAUUGACAGGUACAUUGCUGUCACUGACCCUCUGGUCUAUCCCAAGCUCACGGUGUCUGUGUCAGGAAUUUGCAUUGGCAUCUCCUGGAUCCUGCCCCUGGUGUACAGCGCUGCUGUGUUCUCCACAGGUAUCAGUGAUGAUGGGAUGGAAAACUUAGUAAUUGCCCUCAAUUGUGUAGGUGGCUGUCAAAUAGUUGUCAAUCGAGAUUGGGUUUUGGUAGAUUUCCUAUUAUUCUUCAUACCUACUCUUGUUAUGAUCAUUCUUUAUAGUAAGAUUUUCUUAGUAGCUAAACAGCAAGCUAUAAAAAUUGAAACUACUACAGGGAGUAGGAAAACAGAAUCAUCCUCAGAGAGUUAUAAAGCCAGGGUGGCCAAAAGAGAGAGAAAAGCAGCUAAGACCCUGGGAGUCACAGUGGUAGCAUUUAUGGCCUCAUGGUUACCUUAUACCAUUGAUUCAUUAGUUGAUGCUUUUAUGGGAUUUAUCACCCCUGCUUAUAUUUAUGAAAUUUGUUGCUGGAUUGCCUAUUAUAACUCAGCCAUGAAUCCAUUGAUUUAUGCUUUAUUUUAUCCUUGGUUUAGGAAAGCCAUGAAACUUAUUUUAAGUGGGGAAGUUUUCAAGAAUAGUUCAUCUACUAUGAGUUUAUUUUCAGAAUAA
Castor canadensis (American beaver) is the source of this 1032-nucleotide messenger RNA. RefSeq names its product trace amine-associated receptor 8b. The record is from RefSeq and is a predicted model, not a curated record. Gene Ontology annotation, cellular component: membrane. Gene Ontology annotation, molecular function: trace-amine receptor activity. Gene Ontology annotation, biological process: G protein-coupled receptor signaling pathway. NCBI's taxonomy places the organism in Eukaryota, Metazoa, Chordata, Mammalia, Rodentia, Castoridae.